GGAGCUGGCGGGCCGGGCCGCCUCUUGCCUUCCCUCGCAAUUCCUCCCGAGGCGGCGGCGGCACUCGGCCGCCUCGCGCGUGGGGGGAGCGGGUGAGAGUGAGGGGCGCCGAGGGCCGGCGGGACCCCGCGGUCACGUGACUGCGCCGGGCCGGGUCCAGCGGCGGUGCACGUGUGCAGCCGGUGGGGCUCGGCGGGAGCGCUGCGCCUGGCUCGGGGCACGGCGUGGGAAGGAUGCGGGGCUGUUGGAGCGGGUCCGGAGGAGGCCACAGGAUCGCCUGUAGAGAAAGGCUGAAAGGCUGCUGCUGAGAGGAGUUCUCAGGAAGCCGUUGGAGAGCUCAGAGACAGGAGCAGAGGAUGACGCAGCAGGGAGCUGUUCUUCAAGGUUACAACAACGAGCUCGUCAAGUGUAUUGAAGACUUGUGUAUGCAAAAAGAGGAGCUGAACAAACAGAUCCAGCAAGCAGAAGAGGAAAAAAGUAAACUCCAGCAUGAAAUUCAAGUUCUGAAUGAACAGUUGGAGUGCGUGUGUGAAAACCUGGCUCAGAAGGUAGCUUCGCGAAAUGAGCUUGAUAAAAUUCUUGCUGAAACUGAAGCUGCUUACAUGAAGAUUUUGGAUAGUUCCAGAACUUUGCUUAAUGUCCUGAAGAAGGAAGUGGGAAGCUUAAAGCAUGCACCAGAACUGAAAAGUAAUGUAACCUGAAGCUGUCAAAUGUCUGGACUUGGCAAUUCUAAAAUCCCACUAGGAUGCUAACACUGAAAAAAGGAAUCACAGAAUCAGAGAAUCACCAAGGCUGGAAAGGACCUUCAAGAUCAUGCAGUCCAACCAGUCACCUAUCACCAAUAGUUCUCACUAAACCACGUUCCUCAACACAGAAUCCAACCAUUCCUUGAACACCUCCAGGGUCGGUGACUCCACCACCUCCCUGGGCAGCCCAUUCCAGUGCCUGACCACUCUUUCAGAGAAGUACUAUUUAAAAAAAAAAUUGAGUCUUUAAAGAUGUGUACUUCGCAAGCUUUAUUUCCUCAAAGUGCAGCUGUAUACUUGGAAAUGUAUUUAAGUUCAGAUCCGUAAAUGGAGAGCAAUAGUAGUAUAUCUCCAGGGCUGUUGUCAGGUGGCUGCAGCCUGGCAGUCAUUGUGAAGUGCACCAGUGUAGCUCAAAAAUGCCUCCUGCCUUUAUAUUUUGUAUUGACCCAAAUUAUUUUAGUGCAUCCUAUUACUGAAGUCAAAAGCUUUUUUCAAGUGCAUGGGUGUUCUGUCUUUUUGUCAGAAGUCAGGUAUAUUGCAAAUCUUGGCAUAGAUAGCUUUUCUUUAACAGGUUAAGUUUAUUUAGAAAACAAACUAAGACAUUGCUAGAAUAGAACUGGCAAUGUGGAGAUGACAGCAGCUAUGUAAGGUUAGCCUGCAAAGGAAAGUUUGCCUGAAAUAAGACUGGCUAUAAAUCCAAAGCAUCAUAUUUGUUCCUAGCUUUAUAUAUAUAUAUAUUUUGUCAAUUUUUAUAUGGCUUUGAGGGUUAGACCCAGUAAGAUACGUGUCUAUUACAAGCUAGAAGCUGUAAUGGCAAAAUUUGUGUUACUGAACUGUGGUGCUGGCUCAGAAGCUGUGCUGGGUGUGUUGUGCCUUAUUAGCUGAACAAAGACACACAGAUUUUGGAAUGCUUAUCUGUGCUUGAUUCAAAGCUUCAGUGAGAUACAUCCAGAGCACUGGGAUCACUUCCUGUCUUAACGUCAUGGUGCUUCUACCUGGCUUGCAAGUAACAGUGUGGAACUGGAGGAGAGGUGAUGAUUUCCCACUUUUAAAGCAAUGUUUCUUAAAUAUGUAUUUACCACAUACAACUCCAGUGAUCAACAGGCUUUUCAAAACAUUGGAGUAUUAACUCCUGCCAAGUAAACUAAGUUUAUGAUCUAUGUGGUGUUUGGUGGUUACCAAAUAAACUUGGGUGCUAUGUUGAAAGUAAUUUUCUGUGUGGAGGUGGUUACACAAACCACUGGGUGAAGAGCUGCGAGUCACUCACCGUCCAUAACUGGCAGCAGAGAUGCUUGUGUUCAGUCCCCACAUGCGAAUUCUGCUACUUGUGUUAUAGGAAUGGGGGUGAACGGGCUGCCAUGGGUGCUAAUUUUAGGGGUGGAAAGCAAGGAGAAAUUACAGAUGUACUAGGAGUUCUAGUUUGGGAAGAUAAAUUGUAAGAGGGCAUGAUAGAAAUGGAUGUUCACCUCCUCUUAAUUUCUGUUUCAGCUGUAAGUGUAUUUGUAGUGAGCCAUAACCUGCAGUUCCUGCUGCCCAAUAAAUCCAAUUUUGGAUAUCAACUGAGGCUGACCAUAAGUCAGAACAGCCUCCCUCGUAUUUCCUCUUCCUGGACUUUUAUUCUCCUGGCCAAAUAAGUUGGUGUGUUCUGCUUUGCAGUGACCAGCUCCAACAGGAGGCUAUUGGGAGCACUGUCCAGAGGGUCUGAGCAGAGCGAUGUCCUGAGAGAGGUGAUGCUUUGCCUUCCUGUAAGGUGAGAGAGCCCCAAGCCUGAGCUUGCAGCUUGUUGAGUACGUGUGCUGCCAGGCUUGUUACUGUUGUCUCCUAAUUUUGUAGCUCCUAGGAACAGCAAUCAGUGAACUGCUGGAUCUGACAAAGAACCCAAAAUCCUGUCAGUUUAUCAGAUGCACUCAGUGUUCUGUUUUUUUUUUUUUCAGAUUGAUCUUGAGGAAUGUCAGGUUUUUGGAUUCUGAACAUGGUGAAUGCAUGAGGUUUCUUCAGACUUGAUGGAAUUUUAGAUGCCCAAAGAAUCUGUCUGUUCAAAUGAUGAAGCAAGCUGUAAUCUAAACAGACAAGUGAGUCUUAAACUGCAAUUCCAGAAUUCUGUGUCUCAAUUCCAUCUAGCUUUUGAGGUAUAAGUGAGUCGUACUGCAAAUGGAUUAGGUGGAUUAUGUUAAAUUGGAACAAGACAUUUAUGCUGGAACAGGAGUAUUCAAAAGACUGUUAGUGAAAGGAUUGAAUGUCUACAGCUAAUUCAUGCUCUAGAUGAGUUCUGUGCAGAAGACUGGUAUCUAUUACUCCUUAGAGGAUUUUGCUUGUUGGAAGAAAUUUGAGUUAGAAGAUGUAGCUCGGGGCAGUUGCUGAAAUUAUCCUUAACUUCAAGAUGUGGUUUGCAUCAGUGGCUGAAAUUAUCCUUAAUCUUGAGUAGAUCCCGAGCUCUUGGA
Molecule: messenger RNA, 3187 nt
Organism: Lagopus muta (rock ptarmigan)
Lineage: Eukaryota; Metazoa; Chordata; Aves; Galliformes; Phasianidae
Product: Sjoegren syndrome nuclear autoantigen 1 homolog
Exons: 3
Coding region: 357-701 (114 amino acids)
Cellular component (GO): centrosome; ciliary basal body
Source: RefSeq, a predicted model, not a curated record